Messenger RNA from Sodiomyces alkalinus F11, 3858 nucleotides. Its product is annotated as P-loop containing nucleoside triphosphate hydrolase protein. The transcript is spliced from 10 exons. The record is from RefSeq and is a predicted model, not a curated record. The coding region runs from base 1 to 3858 and encodes 1285 amino acids. Gene Ontology annotation, cellular component: membrane. Gene Ontology annotation, molecular function: ATP hydrolysis activity; ATP binding; ABC-type transporter activity. Gene Ontology annotation, biological process: transmembrane transport. Lineage: Eukaryota; Fungi; Ascomycota; Sordariomycetes; Glomerellales; Plectosphaerellaceae.
AUGUCACCUGGAUCUCUGGGUUCAUGGUCAUGCUCAUCAUAUUAUUGUUAUUCACCAUCACCAGUCACUCAUCACAGUGCUAACCUGCUUCCUACUCAGAGAAUUUUCACCUUUGCUGGACCCCUCGAGUAUGCGUUGCAGGCCGUCGGCAUCUUCGCCGCCAUUUGCUCAGGGGCUGGUAUUGCUCUCCAGAACCUCAUCUUCGGCCAGUUCAUCACCCUCAUCACCGACUUUGCCAUGGGCCUAGAUAGCCCUGAUGAUUUCCGCAAUGGCGCCGCUACCCUCGCUCUUUACUUUGUCUACCUCGGCAUUGCUCGCUUCGUCCUUUCUUAUACGUACAACACCCUCCUGACCUACGCCGCUUACCGUAUCGUUCGGAACAUCCGCCAUGCCUACCUGCGUGCCGCCCUGAGUCAAGAGGUUGCAUUCUUCGACUUCGGCGUCGGCGGUUCCAUUGCCACCCAGGCCACAUCCAACGGCCGCCUCAUCCAGGGCGGCAUCACCGAAAAGCUCGGCCUCACCUUCCAGGGCCUCUCCGCCUUCGUCACCGCCUUCACCAUCGCCUUCGUCGUCCAGUGGAAGCUCACCCUCAUCUGCCUCUGCAUCGCCCCCGCCACCAUCAUCGUCAUGGGUGUCAUCGGCAGCAUCUCGGCCAUCUACGAGACCAAGAUCCUCGAGAUCUUCGCCGAGGCCAACUCCUUCGCCGAGGGCGUCCUCGCCAGUGCGCGUGCCGUCCACGCCUUCGAGAUGCGCGCCAGGCUUGUGGCCAAGUUCGACAAGUACCUGGCCGACGCCCAUAAGGUCGGCAGCAAGAACUCCCUCCUUUACGGCAUUCUCUUCUCUGCAGAGUACACCAUCAUCUAUCUCGGUUUUGCCCUCGCCUUCUGGCAGGGCAUCAACAUGAUGGCUAGGGGAGAGAUUACUUCUGCAGGAGACAUUUUCACGGUCCUGCUUUCCGUCGUCAUUGCCUCCAUCAGCUUGACCAUGUUAGCUCCGUUCUUGCUCGACUUCACCCGCGCCGCCUCGUCCGCAGCCAAGCUGUUUUGCCUAAUCGACCGCGAGUCCUCCAUCAACCCCCUCGACAGGUCCGGGGAGAGGCCCUCCGAGACGACCGGGCACUUGGAAAUUGAGAACGUCACCUUUGCCUACCCUACGAGACCUGGAAUCAACGUUUUGGACGACUUCACCCUCAACGUCCCUGCAGGCAAAGUGACCGCUCUGGUUGGACAAUCUGGCUCGGGUAAAAGCACCAUCGUGGGUCUGAUCGAGCGAUGGUACAACACCAAGUCGGGUACCAUCAAGCUGGACGGACGCCCUAUCGAGCAACUCAACCUCAACUGGCUCCGAACCAACGUCCGCCUCGUCCAACAGGAACCUGUUCUCUUCGACGGAUCCGUCUUCGAUAACAUUCGGUAUGGCUUGACCGGCACUCCCUUGGAGAACGCUUCUCGUGAGGAGCAAAUGGAGCGAGUCCAGGAGGCCGCCAAGAUGGCCUUUGCUCACGAUUUCAUCUCCGAACUGCCCCAGGGCUACGAUACCCAGAUUGGCGAGCGUGGCGGUCUCCUCUCCGGUGGUCAGAAGCAACGAGUGGCCAUUGCCCGCAGCGUGGUAUCGCAGCCCAAGGUCCUCCUCCUAGACGAGGCCACCAGCGCCCUUGACCCCCAUGCCGAGAGCAUCGUCCAGCAGGCACUCGACAAGGCAUCCGAGGGCCGCACCACCAUCGUCAUCGCCCACAAGUUGGCCACCAUCCGCAAGGCCGACAACGUCGUCGUCAUGAGCAAGGGUCGCAUCGUCGAGCAGGGAACCCACGAAUCCCUCAUCGCCCAGGACGGCACCUACGCCCGGCUGGUCAGGAUUCAGAACCUCGCCGUCUCGCAACGAGACUCUUCCACCGACGAGGAAGACGACGCGCAGACCGGCGGCGACAAAGAAGCGGACGCGGACCACGACCUCACCAAGCCCCUGACACGCUACGCCACUUCGGUCCAGGGUCGUCUGGAAUCACAGAAGGACCGCGAUAACUACGACCUCCACAAGCAGCUGGGAAUCUUACCCGUCGUCUUUCGCCUGUUCAAGGAGACCUCGGACCUGGGAUGGGCUUACUUUUUCGUCUUUGGUGGCGUCGCGCUCGGAGCUGCCGCAUUCCCCGGUCAGGCCAUCCUACUGGGCAGCUUUAUGGAGGUCUUUGCCAUGACGGGAUCCGAGAUGAUUCGGGAAGGCGAGUUCUAUGCCACCAUGUUUAUCGUCCUGGCCGCUGGAUGUUUCAUUGCCUACUUCUCACUCGGCUAUGCCAGUAACAUUGUCGCACAGCAAUUGAAUCACACAAUGAGGAGACGGAGCCUGAACGACAUGCUCCGUCAGGACCUCCGGUUCUUCGACCGCCCAGAGAACAACACCGGUGCCAUGGCGAGCCGGGUCGACUCGAACCCGCAGGCCAUCCUGGAGCUGAUGGGGUACAACAUUGCUCUCAUCUGCAUGGGUCUUCUGAACCUCAGUGCCUGCAGCAUCCUAGCCAUCGCGUAUAGCUGGCGCCUCGGUCUCGUCGUCGUUUGCGCCGGCCUGCCGCCGCUCGUCGGCACCGGCUACCUCAAAGUCCGCGCCGAUGCCAAGCUGGACCGGGAAGUCUCGGAUCGCCAUAGCACCAGCGCGUCGAUUGCUUCCGAGGCCGUGAACGCCAUUCGCACCGUCUCGUCCCUGGCUAUCGAGGAGAGCGUCCUCACGAGGUACACGGCCGAGCUGGAACAUGCCGUCUCCGGUGCUAAGCGUCCUUUGGUCGUGAUGAUGAUCUGGUUCGCCUUCACCCAGGCUAUUGAAUACUGGUUUAUGGCCCUGGGCUUCUGGUAUGGUUGCCGCCUCUUGUCGUACGGCGACGUCACAAUGUAUGCCUUCAUGAUCGCCUUCCUCGGCGUCUUCCUUGCUGGUCAGGCGUGCGCCCAGCUAUUCCAGUUCUCGACCAGCAUCACCAAGGGAAUCAACGCCGCCAACUACAUCUUCUGGCUGCACCAGCUGGAGCCGACCGUCCGAGAGACGGCUGAGAAUCGGGAGAAUGGUCCCAAGUCUGGUGGUCCCAUAGCUCUUGAAGACGUCCACUUCUCGUACCCUCUGCGUCCUGAUGCGACUGUCCUCCGUGGUGUUGACCUACAUAUCAAGAAGGGCCAGUUCGUCGCCCUAGUCGGCGCUUCCGGCUGCGGCAAAUCCACAAUGGUCGCCAUGCUCGAACGGUUCUACGACCCAACAACCGGGACCAUCCGCAUCGACGGCUCCGCCCUUACCGACCUCAACCCCCGCCUCUACCGCAGCAUCGUCUCCCUCGUGCAGCAGGAACCCACGCUCUUCCAAGGCACGAUCCGCGAAAACGUCGCCCUGGGUCUCGCCGACGACGCUACCGCUGACAACAAGGCCGGCGAGCCCUCUCCCGCCUCUUUGUCGCUUGACAUUCCCGACUCGACCAUCGAAGCGGCCCUCCGCGCCGCCAACGCAUGGGACUUCGUCUCCUCCCUCCCCGAGGGGAUGUCCACGCCGGCAGGCUCGAACGGGACGCAGCUCUCGGGCGGCCAGCGGCAACGGAUCGCCAUCGCGCGGGCGCUGGUCCGCAACCCGCGGGUGCUGCUGCUGGACGAGGCGACGAGCGCGCUGGACACGGAGAGCGAGAAGAUCGUGCAGGGCGCGCUGGCGGAGGCGGCGAAGGAGGGCGAGCGCAUCACGAUUGCGGUGGCGCAUCGGCUCAGCACGAUCAAGGACGCGGAUGUCAUUUGCGUGUUUUACGGCGGGCGCAUCGUGGAGAUGGGGACGCAUGCCGAACUCACGGCGCAGGGGGGGAUGUAUCGCAAGAUGUGCGAGGCGCAAGCCCUUGAUUAG